AUGGAAGAAACUAAAGAUGAAGUGGUGGAUAGUCAAAUUUCGAUGGCUCUAUCUCAAUAUAAGGAACAAAAUCAAGAUGAAGUUGACAUUGAAUCCUCUCAAUAUGAUAGGGUUGGAUUAGAAACAGAAAGCAUGAAAGAUUAUACAAAUCUAUUCAUGUCAAGCCAGGCCUUCCCAAGUAGAGAUGCCCUAAUAGAGUGGGUUCAUUGUAUUGGAAAGAAAAAUAAUAUGGUUAUUAUUAUUCAAAGGUCUGAUUCAGGAAUGAUUGGGAAUAAGAAAAAGAGACCAAAAAUAAAAUUUUGUUGCGAGCGUGGUGGUUAUUACAUGCGUAUUUUAAAGACUAAAGCUCAUUGUAAAAAUAUACAAGAGCAUGUUGAUGAAGAUAGUAGAAAGAAAAAGCGUCAGAAGGCUAGUGGUACGAAGAGAUUUGGGUGUCCAUUUGCAUUGAGGGGAAUCAAUGAUUUUGGGGAUGAAUGGACAUUGGAGGUAGUAUGUGGUAUACAUAACCACCAUCAUGCUCAAUCCCUUCAUGGUCAUUCCUAUGCUGGACGUUUAUCUAAGGAAGAACAUGCAAUGUUAGUGGAUAUGUCAACUAGCUUGAUAAAACCCAAGGAUAUCCUCAUUGCUCUAAAGAAACGAGAUCGAGAAAACGUAACAACUAUGAAGACCAUAUAUAAUGUUAGAGCAGCAUAUCGGACAAAAAUUAUGGCUGGAAGAUCGCAGAUACAAUGUUUGCUACAUAAGUUAAGGGAACACAAUUACAUUGAGCACCACAGGAGUGAAGAGAGGCAGAAGACAAUUACAUGGGCUUUGAGUAGAUUGAAGACUCUUUUGUUUGAUGACUAUACUCCAAAUGUUAUUAUCACUGAUCGAGAACUAGUACUAAUGAAUAGCAUCAACAAAGUAUUUCCUCAUGCCCGACAUCUCUUGUGUAAGUGGCAUAUUAACAAGAAUGUGAUGAAAGAGUGCAAGAAGAAGUUUGCAAGAAAGGAAGGGUGGGAAUCAUUUAAUAGUGCUUGGAACACUGUAGUUGGUUCUACGAGCGAAUAUGAGUAUUGGAAAAAUCUCAAGGAUUUAGAGUCUAAAUUCAGUUCAUAUCCAAGUGCAGUAAACUAUGUGAAAAACAGUUGGUUGGACAAGUACAAAGAACGAUUUGUGGUUGCAUGUACAGACAAUUGCAUGCACAUUGGUACCACUACUUCGAAUAGGGUGGAGAGUGUGCAUUCAAAGUUAAAGAGACAACUUAAAUCUAGUCUGUUCGACUUCAAUAAUUCAUGGGAUAAUAUACAUUCAUUGAUGGAGUUGCAUCAUACCGAUAUCAAGGCUUCUUUUGAGAAGAGUCGAUGUUUCCUGCAAAAUAAUUUCAAACAUGACUAUUUGAAAGAAUUAAUAAGUUAUGUAUCAAUUGAAGCCUUGAACAAAAUUGUGUGUGAAGCUGAAAGGAUCAAAAAUAUCAAGGACUUGGUAUUUUGUGGUUGUGCUAUACGAACGACGCACGGUUUGCCUUGUGCACAUGAGAUUGCUGAAUUCAAACGUUUUGAUAAGCCUAUUCCUCUUGAUGUAAUUCACGAGCAUUGGAGACAGUUGGGUGUUGGUCAAACCAUGCAUACUAGUGACGGGAUUGAUGACCAAGAAAAGGUUCCAGUUAAACAACAUAUGGUUCGAUUGGAGAAGUGGGUUGAACAACAAAACGAUGAAAGAAGGCGGGAAUUUUUUAUAAAGAUUGAUGAGCUGAUGAAUCCUGGUAGUACGUUUCUUAAAGAACCUGCAUAA
Molecule: messenger RNA, 1773 nt
Organism: Argentina anserina (silverweed cinquefoil)
Lineage: Eukaryota; Viridiplantae; Streptophyta; Magnoliopsida; Rosales; Rosaceae
Exons: 6
Coding region: 1-1773 (590 amino acids)
Biological process (GO): regulation of DNA-templated transcription
Source: RefSeq, a predicted model, not a curated record